Molecule: messenger RNA, 555 nt
Organism: Theobroma cacao (cacao)
Lineage: Eukaryota; Viridiplantae; Streptophyta; Magnoliopsida; Malvales; Malvaceae
Source: RefSeq, a predicted model, not a curated record
AUGCCAAGCUAUGUUAAGUUUUUUAAAGACAUCCUAACCGAGAAGAGGAAGCUAGAAGACUUUGAAACAAUUGCACUUAUUGAGGAGUGCAGUGCUAUACUUCAAAACAAGCUUCCACCAAAGCUGAAGAAUCCAAGGAGUUUUUCUAUACCUUGCACUAUUGGUAGAUUUAAAUUUUUUAAAACUUUGUGUGAUUUGGGUGCUAGUGUUUUAAUUAUGUCUUUGUCAAUUGUUGAGAAAAUUGGACUUGAUGAGAUACAACCUACUACAGUUUCUUUGCAAUUAUCUGAUAGAAAAAUCAAGUACCCUAUGGAGAUUAUUGAAGAUGUGUUGGUUAAAGUUGGGCAUCUCUACAUUCCAAUGGAUUUCGUUGUACUUGAGAUGGAAGAGGAUGUGGAAAUUCGUUUAAUCUUGGAACGACCAUUCUUGGAUACUAUUGGUGUAAUCAUUGACGUAAAGGAAGGCAAGAUAACUUUUAAACUUGGAGAAAAGGUAGUGGAGUUUAAUAUUUUCAAUGCAAUCAAGUAUCCAUAUACAAUUAUAAAGUGGAUUUAG